AUGAAUGAUGCUUCCGCCGAGACCCCUCCCCCAACGCCGCGGGAGUUGCCUCAAAAAGAAUCCAAGCGAAACAUGAAUCACUCUGAUCACUCUGCUAAGCGGUUAAAACCAAGCAAUUAUCAAGAAGAAGGAGAUGCACCGGUGGAUGAUGACCAUCGAGCUCCAGAGGCCAGUCCUCAAGAAUAUCGUCUUCCCCCGGGUGCGCGGACCCCAGUCACGCCUAACACCAUCCGCACGUCUUCCUUGGGUUCCACUUCUUCUGUUCUAUCGUCGGAACGGAGCAUGACGGACAGGAGUAUUCCUGGUACUCCAGCAGGUACCAUGAUGGAUCGAAAACCAUCGGCCUCACCGUCGGAUAUCAGCUCCUUGGCUUCCAGGGGGCCAUCCAUGUCCCCAGUUACGCCGUUUGUGCAUCAUGAGCUUCCACCAGCGCCUCCGUCAACACCAGCGAGUGAUAAUCAUGCCCGUGCCAUGCACAUGUUUGCAACGUCGCCCUUGCCCUACCAAGCGUUGAAAAAUGCUGACCAACUGGAAAGGCAGCAGCUCUUGCAGGAUGGUGUGGCCACACCAGCUCCCAACAAACCCGCCCAACCGCCAAAGGCGAAACUUACAAGUCUGAUUGAUGACUUUUCCGAUUGGGCGGUAGGCACGAGAUAUAAAUUGCAACGUAUGCUAGGUAGAGGGUCGUAUGGGGAGGUGGCCCAAGCCAUUGAUCUCAAGCAAAACAGAGCGGAUGCCUUUGUGGCAAUCAAGCGAAUCCAGUCGCCGUUUGAGCAAGAGAUUGAUUCGGUUCGUCUGUUUCGAGAGAUUCAUCUUUUGCGACGACUGCGAGAUCAUGAAUGUGUCAUUCAGCUGUUAGACGUUGUCCAGCCACCGACGGAUGACUUGGCUGACUUUCACGAUCUGUAUCUCGUUUUUGAAUACGUGGAUACGGACUUGUACAAACUCAUCAUGUCUCCUCAAUACCUUACUACUGAACAUAUCCAAACCUUUCUGUACCAAAUGCUGACGGGGCUCAAAUUCUUGCACUCUGCAUCGGUGAUUCAUCGAGAUUUAAAGCCAGCCAAUAUUCUUUUGAACGAAAAUUGUUCACUCAAGAUUUGUGACUUUGGUCUCGCAAGAAUAGUGGACGCUUCGUCCAUGAUGUCAUCGUGGUCCAAAAAAGCAGAUGGCAAACCAGAUCGACCUCCUGCGUUUCCAAAGAAAUCACCCCUGACGCGGCAACUGACCAAGCAUGUCGUUACCAGGUGGUAUCGAGCACCAGAACUCAUUUUGAUCCAGCCGUAUACGUCUGCAGUUGACAUUUGGAGUCUGGGUUGCAUCAUGGCGGAGCUCUUGAGUAUGCAGGAAGGAAAUGUGCCUGGCUACCAAGAUAGGACGCCCUUGUUUCCAGGAGGUUCCUGCUAUCCAUUAUCCGGCGAAGGGGCGACUGUCAACGACGAGCGACUAGAUCAGCUGAACGUCAUCUUUGGUGUCAUUGGCACACCUAGCACGGAAGAAAUUGCUGCACUGGGAAAGGCCAAUGAAUACAUUAAGACUCUGGAGUUCAAGAAACCAAAAAAUCUGAAAGAGUUAUAUCCAGCUUCCGACCCAAUCGCGCUGGACCUAUUGCAACAAAUGCUGAAAUUCAAUCCCAAGAAUCGUUGUACCGCGGAGGAAGCUUUGGAGCAUAAGUUCUUCCAAGGAGUUCGGCGGAUGGAAUUGGAACGAGUUGCCGAAGAGGCAUUGGAGGUACCAGAUUUUUUGAAUUCGGCCGACAUUGACUUGACUUCAUUGAAGCGAAAAACUUUCGAGGAAGUCAUUUGGUACCGUGAUCACCAGGAUGGAAUUGAUCCGAAGGCAAAAAGCGAGAAUAAGGGAUCGGCUGCUGCUGAGUGA
Cylindrotheca closterium is the source of this 1878-nucleotide messenger RNA. The record is from the annotation of a GenBank genome assembly. Lineage: Eukaryota; Bacillariophyta; Bacillariophyceae; Bacillariales; Bacillariaceae.